Aureococcus anophagefferens is the source of this 1524-nucleotide messenger RNA. RefSeq lists its product as hypothetical. Lineage: Eukaryota; Pelagophyceae; Pelagomonadales; Pelagomonadaceae. The coding region runs from base 1 to 1524 and encodes 507 amino acids. The transcript is spliced from 2 exons. The record is from RefSeq and is a predicted model, not a curated record.
AUGCACCCGGGCGCGCUCGCGCCGCCGCCGGACGAGGACUGCCUCUUCGUCAACGCGUACCGGCCCGCGCGGCCCUCGCCGGCGGGGAAGCGGCCCGUCAUGGUCUGGGUCCACGGCGGCGGCUUCUGCUCCGGCGCGGGCGCGACGGGCUGGUCCGAGGGGUCGCGCCUCGCGGACCGCGAGGACGCGGUCGUGCUGACGCUGAACUACCGCCUCGGGCCCCUGGGCUUCGCCAGCGACGGCGCCGAGGGCGGCGCGCUGGGGCUCUGGGACGUCAUCACGGCGCUGGAGUUCGCGCGCGCGGCGCUGAUCGAGCCGCUGGGCGGCGAUGUCGACGCGGUGACGCUCUUCGGCGAAUCUUCCGGCGGCGUCGCCGUCUGCGCUUUAUCCGCGUCGCCGGCGGCCGCGGGGCUCUUCUCCCGGGCCAUCAUCCAGUCGGGCCCCUGCGUCGUCGACGCGCCCAAGGGCUGGGGCCCCGGCGACCCGGCCCUCGGCGUCGCGGCGACGCGCCGGGUCCUGGGGCUGCUCAGCGUCGCGUCCCUGGACGAGGCGCGAUCGCUCGACGCGUCGUCGCUCCAGUGGGCGCCCGUGGACAUGGCGGACCCGAACUUCCCCGGCUGGUGGCUCGACGCCACCUUCUUCCCCGGCCUGAAGCCGCCGGCGGCGUACUACCUCGCGGACCCGCCGAAGACGCACGUCCGGGACUUCAUCAUCGGCACGACGUCCAAGGACGGCACGGCGGCGUUCUACGGGCGCGCGCCCCUGGACAACGUCACCGGGAGCGACGUCUACCUCCGCCACCUCGAGCGCGCGUGGGGGUCCGCCGUCGCGCCGCGCGUCGCCGCGCACUACGCGCUCGACAACUUCGGCGGCGACGUCGCCGCGGCGUUCAUCCAGGCCGACGCGGACCACUUCCUCCACUGCCCGUCGCUGGCCAUGGCGCGGAGCCUGAACCGCGAGGCGGACCGCGCGAGCGGCCGCUGGGCGCGGCGCGCGCGGCGCUGGUGGGCCUGGUGGGCCGCGUCCGCGGGCGCCUGGGACCCGCGGCGGCUCGCGGCGGGCGCCGGCGGCGACGCGCGCCUUCCAGCGAACUGCGACGCGGCCGUCGACCUCGCCGUCGAGGCGGCGCGGCCGCGCGACACGCCGCUCGACGACCCGCUGCCCUUCGCGUGCCACGGCGCCGACGUCCAGUUCACCUUCGGCAACGAGGCGGGGCCCGACGGCCUGUCGUCGGACUCGCCGACGCCGCGCCACGACUGCCCCUACUCGCAAAGCGGCCGCCGGCUCUCGGACGCGGUCCUCGACUACUGGGGGUCCUUCGCGCGCGGCGGCCGGCCCGUCCGCGAGGGCGACGCCGACGGCGGCUGGAGACCGGGCGGCGGCGUGCGCAAACUCGCGUCCGACGACGACGGCGGCAUCGCGACGGUGGACCGCUUCCGCGCCGCGGACUGCGCGUUCUGGGCCUCCGUCGACGACGAGGUGGCCGCCGCGCUCGCCGUCAACUGGCGCCAGCGCGCCUGGUAA